This is a messenger RNA of Eimeria mitis, 468 nucleotides long. RefSeq lists its product as uncharacterized. The transcript has 4 exons. The record is from RefSeq and is a predicted model, not a curated record. The coding region runs from base 1 to 468 and encodes 155 amino acids. Lineage: Eukaryota; Apicomplexa; Conoidasida; Eucoccidiorida; Eimeriidae.
AUGCUACUCUGCGGUGGUUUGUAUCAAAGAGUUAGUAGCAUUGACAGCCAGCUUGGCCUUGUGGAGGAGCGGAAUAACGAAAUGCCGGCCGCAAUCGACGGCUCAGCCAACGAAAACUUCGUUUGCGCGCAGUUCAAUCAGUCCAGCGAUUCAAUGCCUACUCUGGCGUGGCGGUCGGGCUCUCUUCUGGCCAGGAAGUAUGCACAUAGUAAAACGGAUAUGGGACGCUUUCAGAAGCUAAAGCAGUUCACGGCAAGUGUAAAGCAAUCGGGCACUAAACGCGUUUCAGUGAAUGGAUCAGACAGUCUAGGUACGGUGCAAUAUGCUGUGACAGGCAGCUACGACUGCGUGGUGGUUCGUGUCAAACGGUUCAUAGCACUGGCGAUCAGGCUGACUAGGGUAUGUGCAACGUAUGAAUUUGCCGCUGACAUUCUCUCGAUUAACCAUCCCGCUUCAGCAUGUCCCUAG